AUGCCAGUUUUCGUAUCAGCGAUCAGUCACCCCCAGCAGCGUCAGUCAUCCCAGCAGAGUCAGUCGCCCCCAGCCGAGUCAGUCACCCCCCAGCGGAGUCAUUCACCCCCAGCCGAGUCACCCCGGCAGAGUCAGUCACCCCCAGCGGAGUCAGUCACCCCCAGCAGAGUCAGUCGUCCCAGCAGAGUCAGUCACCCCCAGCGGAGUCAGUCGCCCCCAGCUGAGUCAGUUACCCCCAGCGGAGUCAGUCACCCCCAGCGGAGUCAGUCGCCCCGGCAGAGUCAGUCGCCCGGCAGAGUCAGUCACCCCCAGCAGAGUCAGUCGUCCCAGCAGAGUCAGUCACCCCCAGCGGAGUCAGUCGCCCCCAGCCAGUCAGUCACCCCCAGCGGAGUCAGUCACCCCCAGCGGAGUCAGUCACCCCCAGCGCCCGGCAGAGUCAGUCGCCCCCAGCAGAGUCAGUCGCCCGGCAGAGUCAGUCGCCCCAGCAGAGUCAGUCGCCCGGCAGAGUCAGUCACCCCGGCAGGGUCAGUCCCCCAGGGUCAGUCGCCCCCAGCAGAGGCAGUCGCCCCCAGCAGAGUCAGUCGCCCCCAGCAGAGUCAGUCACCCCCAGCAGAGUCCACCCCCAGCAGAGCAUCCCAGAGAUUCCAUUACCUCAACGUGCAUUGUGGGAAUGUUAGGUUCUCCCUUUGCGGAGUGCAAGCUGCCGUCACCACGCCGUCUCGGAUUGAUGGGCUGAGCCCACCUCCUCACCCCCUCCUCAGCCCCCUCCUCUGCCCACCUCCUCGGCCCCCUCCUCCUCUGCCCACCUCCUCUCCCACCUCCUCGGCCCACCUCCCCCCUUCUCACCCAUCUCCUCACCCACCUCCUCGGCCCACCUCCUCGGCCCCCUUCCUUGGUCCCCUCCUCACCCCCUCCUCGGCCCACAUCCUCUGCCCAUCUCCUCUGUCCACCUCCUGGUCCACCUCCUCACCCCCUCCUCGUCCCCCUCCUCUGUCCACCUCCUCACACCCCAUCCUCGGCCCACCUCCUCGGCCCACCUCCUCAUCCCCCUCCUCGGUCCACCUCUUCACCCCCUCCUCGGCCCACCUUCCUCGGCCCCCCUUCUCGGCCCACCUCCUCAGUCCACAUCCUCGACCCCCCUCCUCGGUCCACCUCCUCCACCUCCUCACCCCCCUCCUCGUCCCAUCUCCUCGGUCCACCUCCUCACACCCCUCUCCUCGGCCCACCUCCUCGGCCCACCUCCUCAUCCCCCUCCUCGGUCCACCUCUUCACCCCCCCUCCUCGGCCCACCUUCUCGGCCCCUUUCUCGGGCCCACCUCCUCGGCCCACAUCCUCGACCCAUCUCCUCGGUCCACCUCCUCCACCUCGGUCCACCUUCUCACCCCCCUCCUCGGUCCCCCUCCUCACCCCCUCCUCGGCUCACCUCCUCGGCCCACUCCUCGGCCCCCUUCUCGGGCCCACCUCCUCGGCCCUCUCCUCGGCCCCCCUCCUCGGGCCCACCUCCUCAGCCCACAUCCUCGGCCCCCUCCUCGGCCCCCUUCUCGGGCCCACCUCCUCGGCUCCCUCCUCUGCCCACCUCUUCGUCCCCAUCCUCGGCCCACCUCCUCACCCCCUCCUCGGCCCACCUCCUCGGCCCCUCCUCCUCGGCCCCCUCCUCGGGCCCACCUCCUCAGCCCACAUCCUCGGCCCUCUCCUCGGCCCCCUUCUCGGGCCCACCUCCUCGGCUCCCUCCUCUGCCCACCUCUUCGUCCCCAUCCUCGGCCCACCUCCUCACCCCCUCCUCGGCCCACCUCCUCGGCCCUCUCCUCGGUCCCUUUCUCGGGCCCACCUCCUCGGCCCACAUCCUCUGCCCACCUCUUCGUUCCCAUCCUCGGCCCACCUCCUCGGUCCACCUUAUCACCCCCUCCUCGGUCCCCCUCCUCAACCCACCUCCUCGGGCCCCCUCCUCGGGCCCACCUCCUCGGCUCCCUCCUCUGCGGCCCCAUCCUCGGCCCCACCUCCUCGGCCCACCUCCUCCCGGCCCCCUCCUCGGCCCACCUCCACGGCCCACCUCCUCGGCCCCACCUCUUCCGCCCACCUCCUCUGCCCAACUCCUCUGCCCCCUCCUCGGCCCCCCUCCUCGGCCCCCUCCUUAACCACCUCCUAAUCACCCCUCCUCGGUCCCGACCUCCAAAAACCACCUCCUAA
Molecule: messenger RNA, 2187 nt
Organism: Oncorhynchus tshawytscha (Chinook salmon)
Lineage: Eukaryota; Metazoa; Chordata; Actinopteri; Salmoniformes; Salmonidae
Product: extensin-like
Exons: 4
Coding region: 1-2187 (728 amino acids)
Source: RefSeq, a predicted model, not a curated record